Molecule: messenger RNA, 875 nt
Organism: Didymella exigua CBS 183.55
Lineage: Eukaryota; Fungi; Ascomycota; Dothideomycetes; Pleosporales; Didymellaceae
Exons: 2
Coding region: 74-589 (171 amino acids)
Cellular component (GO): membrane
Source: RefSeq, a predicted model, not a curated record
CAACAGCAAUACACCAACCACACUCUGACUACCUUUAGGCCUGUCUAUCCCUCUAGCAGACAUCUCACCCGAAAUGACCGUCAUACGUAUCGUCUCGAUCGCGCUGCGAGUCGCGCAGUUCAUCACGGCGGCCGUCGUCCUCGGCCUGACCGCCUUCUUCCUGCACCAGUACGACAAGUACCACAUCGGCCCCUUCAACCGUCUUGUCUACAGCGUCGUGAUUGCAGCCCUUUCUGUAUGGCUCUCGCUCCUCUGGGUAGUCCUUCCCCACGCAACCUGGGCUCACUUCGGCACCGACCUCAUCUUCUGCGCCGCCUGGUUCGCCGUCUUCGGUCUCCUGCAGGACUACUACGACGACAGCAUGAAAUGCGGCAGCAUGUGGGCGUGGAACAAUAUCGACCUCACUAAUAACUACUGCGGGCAGUGGAACGCUGCGCAGGCGUUUAGCUUCCUCGCCGCAGUAUUCUGGUUCGCGAGCUUCAUUGUUGGUAUCCUGGCCUGGAGUAAGGCGAGACACUCUCCUGUCGCUACGGAUGGCGCGCCUGCAAGGCGUGGUUUCUUCCGCAGAGCACCCAGGUCUCAGGUUUAAAUUUCUGCAAAAUCUUGUGCAAAGGAGCUCCGGGCAAGAGUUUGUGAGAUGACACAGCUCAAUUUGAAUAACAAGGACGUGAGUGGCCAUGCAGGAGCUCUUCUGAGGAGGGGUCUGGACUGGAGCGAUGUGAAUCAUGGAUAAGGGCGUUCAAUCUUUUUUUCUUUCUUGGUUAUGGAUUGGUAGCUGGCAUGCAACCGCUAAUGGACACAAAGGGGCAGGCAACUUGCAGAGUCUUGGGUAAGCUAUGGAAUUACAAGGCAUGAGUUCAACUGGCACAUCAUAA